Panicum virgatum (switchgrass) is the source of this 1052-nucleotide messenger RNA. RefSeq lists its product as uncharacterized. NCBI's taxonomy places the organism in Eukaryota, Viridiplantae, Streptophyta, Magnoliopsida, Poales, Poaceae. The transcript has a single exon. The coding region runs from base 244 to 612 and encodes 122 amino acids. The record is from RefSeq and is a predicted model, not a curated record.
ACAAAGCAAGCAACAGUGUUAGUUACAACCAUGUCCAAAAAUAUAUACCUCGAUCCAUCCACCUCCUCCCACACACCAUACCCUCUCACUUCCUCAGCUGCACCAACCCAACACGAGCCACCCACUCAGAUCAAGAACCAACCAGCGCAGCUGCCUAAGCUUUUGAUGAGCAGUUGAGCUAGCUUAGGUACAGUCACGGAGUAAGCAAAGCAGCUAGUUGUUAGUUAGUUGGAUCGCUUCGCCAUGGGCAACUGCAUCCAGCACCAGCAGAGAAGCAGCGGUAGCCGCGGUGCCUUCGCAGGCCGCCGCCCGGCGGAGAGGAGCGGCAGGAGAAGGAGCACCGGCGGGGACGGGGACGAAGACCACGGGGCGCCCUCGUCGGUGGUGAAGGUGAAGGUGGUGCUGACCAAGGACGAGCUGGGGUGGCUCGUGGCGCGGCUCAAGGCCGGCGACCGCCGCCUCGAGGAGGUGCUCCACGAGGUGGCGCGCAAGCGCGAGGGCCGGGCCGCCGGCGGCGGCGGCGGCGACGGAUGGCGGCCCUGCCUCGAGAGCAUCGUCGAGUGCCCCGCCGAGACGAUGGAGGCCGCCGCCGGCGCCAGCUCCGAUGACUAACUAGCUAGCUAGCUAGCUAGAACCUAGAAGCCGCAGCCGUCAUGAGUAUUUCUUUUCUUCUUUCGCGUGAAUUAUCGAUCUCCUUCCAGGUGCUCUGGUUUCAGUCCGUGGUGGAAAAAACACUGCAGAAGAGACCAGUAAGUUCAUCGCUGAAGAGUGAUGAUAUUAGCUAGCAGUAGCAGCCGUGCAUUAGGGGUAAUCUAAGUAAUUUGCGUCCAGCUGCCUAGUAGUUUAUAAGUCGUGUUAGCAUUAGCAACUUUUAGUUUUUCUUUCUACGCUUUUGUAUAUAAAUAUAGCUAGUAUAUAUUAGCCUAUUAGGGACGAGACACAAGUCUAUCUAUGCUAGCUACUCGAUCUAUGGAUGGUACGAUUAUUUUGUCACAUGUAAAUGAGUUACCUUUUUCAAAUUUAUUAAGUGGUUCUCAUAUAUAGUCACAAAA